Messenger RNA from Coccidioides immitis RS, 624 nucleotides. RefSeq lists its product as uncharacterized. The record is from RefSeq and is a predicted model, not a curated record. The transcript has 4 exons. NCBI's taxonomy places the organism in Eukaryota, Fungi, Ascomycota, Eurotiomycetes, Onygenales, Onygenaceae. The coding region runs from base 1 to 624 and encodes 207 amino acids.
AUGUCUGAAUGGCCCUCUGAGACGAAAAGGAUGUGCGAAUUGAGAAUGGAGCCACCUCUUGUGAUGUCCGCCUUUGCCAUGACGGGACUAUCCAUGUACAUUAGCAAUUCUGAUGCUUGGAAAAUGCCUGGGAAGAAAUAUCAAAUCACCCUCGACCGCCAAUUUAAUUAUAUGACGCUCCCGAUGAUGAUGGGCCUCGUUCCUAUGGAGGACGGAGUAUACAUUGUUUCUGCAAGCUCAGUACGCCGUAUACGAGAUACAAAAGGACAAUUGAGAUGGAUUCCUACCCAGAACGGACGUAAUACAGCCGAAUCUGGUUAUGACGUUUCCCCGACACGGGGAUCAAUGAGUUUCGAUAUCUGGUUAGAGCCAAAGAGAUUUCAUAUCAAGGUCCCAAUUUUGGGAUCUGCAUAUAUCGGGAUGGCGCACUUGAGCUACCGCAUUGUCCAGCCGCGAAUGCCUCAGCGCGACCAUCCAGAGCGUGCCGUAAGAAACAUUUCCAUGGAUUUGGCAGAAGCAAUUCCUGGGAAAUCCGGGAUGGUCCAAUCGUUUCCUGGGAUGAUCCCGAGCCGUACUUCACGUGGCUUGAAAUGCAACACAAAAAAACACGCGUGUUUUUCGUGA